This is a messenger RNA of Hyposmocoma kahamanoa, 526 nucleotides long. RefSeq names its product exocyst complex component 3-like (gene Sec6). NCBI's taxonomy places the organism in Eukaryota, Metazoa, Arthropoda, Insecta, Lepidoptera, Cosmopterigidae. Gene Ontology annotation, molecular function: SNARE binding. The transcript is spliced from 3 exons. Gene Ontology annotation, cellular component: exocyst. The annotation marks the transcript as partial. The record is from RefSeq and is a predicted model, not a curated record. Gene Ontology annotation, biological process: exocytosis; exocyst localization.
UGAGUUAUUGUGCGUUACGUAUUUUGUUUUUAAUGUUCUAGUAAAAAUAAGCCUAUUAAAUCGAUUAUUUGCAUUAAAUUGGUCUAUAAUGAGUACCAUGGACGAGAUAGAAGAAGAAGCGAAGGCGGCUGCGGAGAAAAUGGUGAUGAACAUGAUGCAAAGACCUGGGCAACUUGAAAAAGUUGAACAUUAUAAAAAGAGAAUAACACACAAGAAGGCUUCAAUUGAAGCUCAGCUGAAAUCUGCAGUACAAGGCAAACUUGACGGAGUCAGUGUUGGUUUGAAGCAGCUACAAGAAUGCCUCGAUGAUGUACAGCAAAUUAGUUUGAAAAUGGAUGAUCUAGAAGAUCUUCUUAAAGGAGUCCCUCCACUACUGGCUUCACUCCAAGCUGUACGUGAAGAGGAUUUGCGCCACUCCCAAUAUGUCACGGCUAUGGACAGUCUGAAGCAUAUCUUCACUGUGCCUGAAAGUGUGGCUAAAACUAAGCAAUGGAUUGGAGAAGGCAAACUUUUGCAUGCUCAUCAG